AUGUCAGUCAACGGAGCGCCGCCUGAAACGGACGAAUUCUGGAUCUUCGGUUAUGGUCAAGAUCACCGCGGCACACCUGAAGCUCCCGGCCGCGUCGUCACUCUUAUCGAACGGUCAUCCUGGGCAUCCCUCGUCGAUGCGCAUGACUCAGCACCCGAGAAGGUAUGGGGCACCGCAUACCGAAUCCAAGCGGACAAGGUAGCCGAGGUAAAGGAGUACCUCGACAUCCGGGAGAUCAACGGAUAUACGAUCCACUAUACGCCCUUCCAUCCUGCGGACGGGUCGCCAUCCAUCCGCACUCUAGUCUACAUCGGCACCCCCGAUAAUGAUCAAUUCACCGGACCGCAAGACCCGCAGGUCCUUGCCGAGCACAUCUACGUCAGUGAAGGUCCCAGCGGUCUGAACAGAGACUACCUGUUGGGUCUGGAGAAGGCCCUCAACGAACUAAGUCCGGAGAGUGGUGAUGCUCACGUCACAGAUUUGUCGGAUCGCGUGCGCGAGAUUGACCGCAAGCGCCGCGAGGGCCAGUUGCAGGUGGAAGGCUUCGAACACCCCGUCUCACACGAGUUUAGAAAAGUGAGCAGCGUAGAUGAGCAGGAAGAGACGGAGAAGGCGUGA
Molecule: messenger RNA, 618 nt
Organism: Daldinia childiae
Lineage: Eukaryota; Fungi; Ascomycota; Sordariomycetes; Xylariales; Hypoxylaceae
Product: Glutathione-specific gamma-glutamylcyclotransferase
Exons: 2
Coding region: 1-618 (205 amino acids)
Biological process (GO): glutathione catabolic process
Cellular component (GO): cytoplasm
Molecular function (GO): gamma-glutamylcyclotransferase activity; glutathione specific gamma-glutamylcyclotransferase activity
Source: RefSeq, a predicted model, not a curated record